Molecule: messenger RNA, 1435 nt
Organism: Megalops cyprinoides (Indo-Pacific tarpon)
Lineage: Eukaryota; Metazoa; Chordata; Actinopteri; Elopiformes; Megalopidae
Gene: elovl8a
Product: ELOVL fatty acid elongase 8a
Exons: 9
Coding region: 497-1366 (289 amino acids)
Biological process (GO): fatty acid elongation, monounsaturated fatty acid; very long-chain fatty acid biosynthetic process; sphingolipid biosynthetic process
Cellular component (GO): endoplasmic reticulum membrane
Molecular function (GO): fatty acid elongase activity
Source: RefSeq, a predicted model, not a curated record
AACCGACUUCUAUUUUGAAACACAUAUGGACUAAUACUAUUGUCACUGGUUUCUUUCAAAUAUUUUAGUAUUGGCCUAUAAUACAAUAGAAAAUAUUAUUCUCCUCAUUCUGAAAAGCUAGACUUGGACUAGUCAUUCCUGGAGUUUCACAGGAGUGAGUCAUGAUCACAGAGGUGUGUUUUUCAAUUUUAUAUUGAGUAUAUCUCUAUUGUGAGCAUAUACCUCUGUGUCUGCUUAGCUAUCUCAGUGACGUAUUCGUUCCCCUGAGAAGCUCAAAGCGACAAAGGGCAAAUCCACGGAGAGAAGCUCUCUGAGCUGCUCUUGCUGCCGCUCUGUGAGGCGGUUAAUGGCUCGGAUUCAGGCGUUCGGGUGGGCGAUGCCGGCGCUCCAGUGCUGAUAAACGCGAACGCACUGCAUUGUGAACCGGGAUCUUCUCGGAGCCGCCGUGACAGACCAUACAAACUUAUGCGGAAGUGUGUAGUAGCAAACCAUUUCGAUGGCAUCAACGUGGCAGAGAAUCCAGAUCGUCUCCCAGGGGAUUUUGGAGAAUGGAGCCGUCAAGAUUACAUCAGCAUGGCAGAGAAUCCAGAUCUUCUAUCAGUGGGUUUUGGAGAAUGGAGACAAGAGGACAGACCCGUGGCUGCUGGUCUACUCCCCCAUUCCCGUUAUCACCAUCUUCCUGACCUACCUCGUCCUCUUAUGGGUCGGGCCCAAGCUGAUGAAGCACAGAGAGCCGGUUAACCUCAAGGCCGUGCUCAUCGUCUACAACUUCAGCAUGGUCUGCCUGUCCGCGUAUAUGUUUUAUGAGUUCCUGGUGACCUCCUGGCUUGCAAACUACAGUUUACUGUGUCAACCUGUGGAUUACAGCAACAGCCCCUUGGGAAUGCGGAUGGCAAAGGUCUGCUGGUGGUUUUUCUUCUCCAAAGUCAUUGAACUCAGCGACACAAUGUUUUUCAUCCUGAGGAAGAAGAACAGUCAGCUGACCUUCCUGCACGUGUACCACCACGGAACCAUGAUCUUCAACUGGUGGGCGGGGGUCAAAUACGUGGCCGGGGGACAGUCAUUCCUGAUCGGCGUGAUUAACUCUUUCGUGCACAUCGUGAUGUACCUGUACUACGGUCUGGCCGCGCUGGGGCCUCGCGUGCAGAGGUACCUGUGGUGGAAACGCUACCUCACCUCCCUGCAGCUGCUGCAGUUCUUCAUCCUGACCAUCCACACGGCCUACAACCUCUUCACCGAGUGCGACUUCCCUGACUCCAUGAACGCGGUGGUCUUCGCCUACUGCCUCAGUCUAAUCGUGCUCUUUGCCAACUUCUACUACCAGAGCUACCUCACCCAGAAGGCCAAGAAGGCCAAGGAGAUGUAAAGGGCAAGGAGUCGUGUGGGUGUUGAGUCUGCAGGCUUACAGGGUCAAGCAAUAAAACGGUGGUUUUGG